GUUAAAUUCUUGAGCUAAAGGUACUCUAACGCGUACAAAACAAAUUGAGAAAUGACAAGCUUCCCUAAACUCUUCUCUUCUCCCCCAAAACUGACCUUAAUUCCGGCAUCUUUUAUUCAUCGAUUUCUAAUCUCUCUCCCUUCCGGUCAACCCUCGGCUACAGGAAACAAUUUGACAAACUACCCUCUCUACUUUCUCUCUCAAGAACCCAAUUUCAGAUCGGUGUCGAUUUUCAACCCCGGCGGGAAUUGGGAGUUCGGUUGAUGGAAGACAACGACGAGAUGGAGUCUGGUUCGUCAGAAGGGACGGAAUCUCCAGCGCCGCCGAGAUCCGACGGGAGGAUAGCGGUGACGGUCGCUGUCCCUGCCCCUCCACAAAGCACCAAAUGCCUGGCCCUGGCCUUACCCGUGCAGCAACAGGGGAAGCCGGCGAGUGGCGGCCGAGAAGAUUGCUGGAGCGAGGAUGCGACGGCGGUGCUGAUUGACGCCUGGGGGGAGCGGUACCUGGAGCUGAGCCGGGGGAAUUUGAAGCAGAAGCACUGGAAAGACGUGGCGGACAUUGUGAGCAGGCGGGAAGGGCACACGAAAACCCCAAAGUCAGAUGUGCAGUGUAAGAACCGGAUCGACACGGUGAAGAAGAAGUAUAAGCUGGAGAAGGCGAAGAUGGGAGGCGGACAUGGGCCCAGCAGGUGGGCUUUCUUCGAGAAACUGGACCGGUUGAUCGGGCCCGCUGCGAGGAUCAACUACAGCGCCGCCGCAGCUGGGCCGUCGGUGAACGGAGCACUAGUGAGGUCGUCCGCUCCACAUCUCCGGCAACACCAGCCACCGUCUCCACCGGUGCAGCAGAAGCACAGACUGCGGUCUUUUCCGAAAAAGUCUCAGGUGGAUUCGGACUCGUCGGAUUCAUUGCAGCUUGACGACAGAAAGAGGCGGAGGUUUGAGCGGAUGCAAACCGUGAAUCUGAGGAGCAAUAAUAAUAGCACCAAUGAGUUGAAGUCAGGGGGAGGAAGGGAAAGAGAUGAAGAGGCAGGAGGGAAUUGGGGGAAAUCAGUGAGAGAGAUGAGCGGGGCGAUACUGAAAUUCGGGGAAGCAUACGAGCGGACGGAGAGGGCGAAAAUGGAGCAAAUGGUGGAGAUGGAGAAGGAGAGGAUGAAGUUAGUGAAAGAGAUAGAGUUGCAGAGACUGCAGUUCUUCAUGCAAUCACAGAUGGAUCUUUUCGCAUCCGCUGCUUCAGCUUCCCAAUAGAACAGCCAGCGGUAACAUCUUCACGGGACUAAUCUUUAUUCCAGAUUAUCAAUACAACAACACAAACAUCUAAUUUGUGUGAAUGAAUGAAUGAAUAUUUAAUUGAUUUGAUAGCUAGUCUUCACUUAAUCCUCAUUCAUCUUCUUCGCCUAAACAAAACAAUGAUCCACAUUUAUUUAGCUUAUCUGUAAGACUGUAACUCAUGCAUACUGCGCCUCCCAAGGGGCAAUGUUGAUUGGUUUAGUCAAUCACCAAAGUUAAUUACAUUCUUCGUCCUCCAGAAUCGUCGUUCUAAUUCC
Cuscuta epithymum is the source of this 1543-nucleotide messenger RNA. The record is from the annotation of a GenBank genome assembly. NCBI's taxonomy places the organism in Eukaryota, Viridiplantae, Streptophyta, Magnoliopsida, Solanales, Convolvulaceae.